AUGCAAAUAGUCGGAAAGCUGUGCCAACUUUCUGCGCGAGCUGCUACAAUGAGUUCAACUGAUGACAACAUAGAGGAAGACAAGAUAAAAAAACGCAAACUCUUCGGUUCCGAUCUACCGCAUGGAGUGCGUGAUGCGAAGGAUGCAAAAUAUGUUGCAGAGAUGUUAUUAACUGGUGAAAGAAAACUAGUUUUUGAUGCCCUGAGGAAAAAGAGUGCGCUGAGCACUUCAGUGGCUGAUCAAUAUCUGGAGCACAAACGACUAGGAAAUGCUGAAAUUCAUCCCGAUGACCUUGUCAAAAUAUGGUAG
Messenger RNA from Strongylus vulgaris, 309 nucleotides. NCBI's taxonomy places the organism in Eukaryota, Metazoa, Nematoda, Chromadorea, Rhabditida, Strongylidae. The record is from the annotation of a GenBank genome assembly.